Thermothielavioides terrestris NRRL 8126 is the source of this 3162-nucleotide messenger RNA. Its product is annotated as glycoside hydrolase family 35 protein. Gene Ontology annotation, cellular component: vacuole. Bases 1 to 3162 code for a protein of 1053 amino acids. The record is from RefSeq and is a predicted model, not a curated record. Gene Ontology annotation, molecular function: beta-galactosidase activity. The transcript is spliced from 8 exons. Gene Ontology annotation, biological process: carbohydrate metabolic process. NCBI's taxonomy places the organism in Eukaryota, Fungi, Ascomycota, Sordariomycetes, Sordariales, Chaetomiaceae.
AUGAGACUGAGACUAGCUCUGCUGCUGCUUACCUCCACGGCCGUCGUGCUGUGCAGGCACAUCUUCUCCUCCUCGUCGUCCUCUUCCCCUUCCUCAUCCUCUUCCCACCUUCCCUCCUCUGAAUUCAACCCCCUCUCCAUCCUCCCCCGCCUCAUCUCCCGCCCCUCCACUCCUCCAUCCGCCAACCCACAGCCCAACCCAGAGCCAAACCCCAACCAAAACCGCAAUGAAAAGCUCCCCCCGCGCGCGGACGCGACCUACGCGCCGCCGACGUGGGACAACGCCACGCUGGUGCUGCUCGGCCAGCGCGCCAUGCUCUUCGGCGGCGAGUUCCACCCCUUCCGCCUGCCCGUGCCCGCGCUCUGGUCGGACGUGCUCGAGAAGAUGCGCGCGGCGGGGCUCAACGCCGUCUCCUUCUACGUCCCCUGGGCCCUGCUCGAGGGCCGGCCCGGCGAGGUCCGCGCCGAGGGCGUGUUUGAUGUCGCCGCGUUUUGUCGGGCGGCGGCUGAGGUUGGGCUGUGGCUUGUUGCGCGGCCGGGGCCGUAUAUUAAUGGCGAGGUUACCGGCGGCGGGCUGCCCGGGUGGAUUCAGCGGCUCAGGGGCCACCCGCGGACGUCAGAUGCGGAUUACUUGGCGGCGACGAAUAACUACGCGGCAAACGUCGGGGCCAUCAUCGCCAAGGCGCAGAUCAACAACGGCGGGAAAGUCAUCCUGUACCAGCCCGAGAACGAAUACAGCGUCUCGAGGACCCUGAUCGGGUUCAACUUCCCUGAUCCGGGCUACAUGCAGUACGUGGAAGACCAGGCCCGCCGGGCGGGCGUUGUCGUGCCCUUCAUGAACAACGACGCGUGGUCUGCCGGGCACAACGCGCCGGGGACCGGCGUGGGCCAGGUCGACAUCUACGGCCACGACCUGGCUCCCCUCGACCCCGACUGCGACGACAUGGCGUGGGAGAAGGGGGCUCUGCGGGAGACGCAGUACGCCAACCAUCUCAACGUCAGCGCGUCCACGCCAUAUGCCAUUCCGGAUGGAGGCGUUCUCGACUACUGGGGCGGCACCGGGUUUGCCCGCUGUGCGGAGAGGUUCAACGCCGAGCAGGCGCGCGUAUUCAACAAGAACAACUUCGCCGCCGGCGUCAAGAUAUUCAGCCUCUACAUGAUGUACGGCGGCACCAACUGGGGAAACCUGGGCUACGAUAGCGGCUAUACCUCCUACGACUACGCAGCGGCCAUCGCCGAGGACCGCACGCUCACGCGCGAGAAGUACUCGGAGAUCAAGCUGCAAGCCAACUUCUUCAAGGUGUCGCCGGGGUACCUGGUGGCGACGCCCGACCUCAAGCCGACGACGGGCGUCUACAGCCCGGGCCACGAGGACAUCACGGUGACGGCCGUGGUCGGGCCGCAGGGGUCCUUCUACGUCGCGCGCAAGACGGCCUACCGCGACGCCAGCCCCGUCAACUUCACGCUCCGGCUGCCGACGGCGUCCAAGGGGGCCGUCACGAUCCCGCACCUCGGCGGCGCGCUGACGAUGCCCGGGCGCGACAGCCGGAUCUACGUCACCGACUACCCCGUCGGGGCCAUGACGCUGGUCUACUGCACGGCCGAGAUCUUCACGUGGCAGAAGUUCGACAACGGCCAGACGGUCGCGGUGCUCUACGGCGGCGUCGUGGGCGAGACGCACGAGCUGCUGCUGCAGCGCGGCGGCGCCGACCUGCAGGCCACGGUGACGCGCAGCCCGGAGGUCAGGACCUCGCUGGAGGGGCAGUUCGUGUACGCGCAGUGGACGACGACGGGCGACAGGCAGUUCGUGCGCGUGGGCAACACGUACAUCUACCUCGUGGACCGCAACGCGGCGUACAACUACUGGGUUGCCGACACGCCUGGGCAGCCGCCGCUGAUCGUCAACGGCGGCUACCUGAUCCGGUCGGCGGCGCUGGCCAACGGCACGCUCACGAUCCGCGGCGACUUCAACCGCACGACCACGCUCGAGCUCAUCGGCGUGCCGCAGGCCGCGACCUCCCUCGUGAUCAACACGACGCCCACGCCGCACCGGGCCGACGACGACGGCCACUGGCUCGCCCAGAUCGCCUACAGCCCGCCCAGCAUCACCCUCCCGGACCUGUCGGCCGUCGCAUGGUCCUACAUCGACACGUUGCCGGAGCGGCAGUCAUCCUUCUCCGACGCCGCCUGGCCCUCGGCCAACCACACCUUCACCAACAACACGUACCUGCAGGCGCCGCAGACGCCGACCUCGCUCUACGCGUCGGACUACACCUUCCACGCGGGCGGUGCGCUGCUGUUCCGGGGCCACUUCACGGCGACGGGGGGCGAGAGCGCGGUGACGCUGCACACGCAGGGGGGGCGGGCGUACGCGGCGGCGGUGUGGCUGGACGACGAGUUCCUGGGCGGCUGGGCGGGCAACAGCAGCGCGUCGUCGCACCGCGACACGUUCGCGGUGCGGCUGGUGCCCGGGCGGGCGUACGCGCUGACGGUGCUGCUGGACAACAUGGGCAACGCGCAGAACGCGCUGGUGGGCGGGGACGACAUGAAGGCGCCGCGGGGGAUCCUGCAGUUCAACUUCACGAUGGGCGGGGGCGGCGCCGCGCCGGCGGUGGACUGGAAGGUGACGGGGAACUUGGGCGGCGAGGACUACGUGGAUAAGGCGAGGGGCCCGUUGAAUGAGGGUGGGCUGUGGGCCGAGAGGCAGGGGUUCCAUCUGCCCGGGGCGCCGACGAGCAGUGGGGGGUGGACGGCCGGGAGUAGUCCGAUGAAGGGGAUCGGUGAGCCCGGGGUGGGGUUCUGGAGGGCGGAGGCGGAGUUGGAUAUCCCCGGGGAGCAGUGGGAUGUGCCGUUAAGCUUUGAGUUCCCGCCGAUCGACACCACGGGGGCGCAGGGCAGGUAUCGGGCGGUGUUGUGGGUGAACGGGUUUCAAUUCGGCCGCUACAUCAGCCACAUCGGCCCGCAGACGUCGGUCCCCGUGCCCGAGGGCAUCCUCAAUUACCACGGCACCAACACCAUCGCCGUGGCGCUCUGGGCCUUGCAGCCCGGCGGCGCGCGCAUCCCGUCGCUGAGCCUCAGAGCCGGCACGCCCGUGCUGACGGGCCGGAGACCGGUGGUCGGCGUCGCGGCACCGGCGUGGACCCAGCGACCGGGGGCCUACUGA